Penaeus monodon (black tiger shrimp) is the source of this 2028-nucleotide messenger RNA. Its product is annotated as tryptophan--tRNA ligase, cytoplasmic-like. Gene Ontology annotation, cellular component: cytoplasm. Gene Ontology annotation, biological process: tryptophanyl-tRNA aminoacylation. Lineage: Eukaryota; Metazoa; Arthropoda; Malacostraca; Decapoda; Penaeidae. The record is from RefSeq and is a predicted model, not a curated record. Gene Ontology annotation, molecular function: ATP binding; tryptophan-tRNA ligase activity.
GAAUGUCUUGAAAGUACAGAAACAUGUGACCUUCAACCAAGUCAAGGGGAUCUUUGGCUUUGACGAGUCGUCCAACAUUGGCAAGAUCAUGUUCCCUGCGAUCCAGGCAGCACCAAGCUUCUCGUCUAGUUUCCCAUUUAUUUUCAAGGGGAAGAAGGACGUGCCCUGUCUUAUCCCAUGUGCUAUUGAUCAGGAUCCGUACUUCCGGAUGACUCGCGACGUGGCCCCGAGAAUAGGGUUACAGAAGCCGGCCCUUCUCCACUCGACCUUCUUCCCAGCCCUUGCAGGAGCGAGCACCAAAAUGAGUGCCUCCGAUGAGAACUCCUCCAUAUUCCUUACGGACACGGCAAACCAGAUCAAAAAGAAGAUCAACAAAUAUGCAUUCUCUGGUGGAAGAGAUACAAUUGAGGAGCACCGGGAAAAAGGAGGUGACUGUGAGGUAGAUGUGUCAUACAUGUACCUAACCUUCUUCUUAGAAGAUGAUGAAAAGUUAGAGGAGAUUCGCCAACAGUAUUCCACAGGCAAUAUGCUCACAGGAGAGCUAAAGGCUGAGCUUAUUAAGAUUCUCCAGGCAUUGGUUGCAGAACAUCAAGCCCGAAGAAAAGAAGUGACUGAAGAUCUUGUUAAAGAAUACAUGAAACCCCGGCCUUUAAAUUUCUGAUGGUGUAGACUUGUGCUAGUUUGGCAAUUUUCAGCAGUUUUAUAUUGUUCUGUCCAUUAAGUGGUAAUGUGAAGUCCAGGUGGUUAGGCAGAGACAAGAGUAGUUGAAAAUUUAAUUUGUAUUAUUAAUUAUCUUUCAGCUCAUAUUAGAAAGAAAUUUUAUUUUGUUUUGUUUACAGACUGUUAUGUAUUGUAAUGAUGAUAAUAUAAGACAGUUUGUAAUUCCGCAUAAUUGUCAAAUCUGAAUACCAUAUGAAAUAAAAAGACCAUUACUUUUUUUUUUUUUUUUAUUCCUUUCAAAAUUUAUUUUAUCAUCUUGAAGAUUUUUUUUUCAUAUUUCAUGUAUUUAGCACUUGUUAAGCUUCACAUGGCAUCUAAACUUAUGAUUGCAGAUUGUGUAAAAUAUACAAAUAAAAGAUUCUAAAUCUAGGUUUUUGUAUAACUUUGUUGAUACUGCACUGUGCUAAAUCAUAUUGUUUGACAUUAGAAGAAUAAGUAUUUAAACUAAAUAUAAAGUUUAGAUUUACAGUAUGUUUGAUAAUGCAUCACAAUCAGUUACAUAUGAUUUUGUUAAAGCAUUGUUUUUAGGCAUUACCAAGGUAUUUAAGGUAUUACCAAGACCAUACAAAGAAAGAUCAUUCAUCCAAAUCUGUUGUAAAAGCACCAUACAUGAUCUAUUCUGUUUAUUCGUAUUUGAUAAUUGGGUGCAACAAAUCUUGGCUGGUGUUGCUGUAUGCAAACAGGUGAAGAAUGUGGGUUUAGUAGGAAUAGGGAGUCAUUUUGGUCACCAUGAAAAGAGAGGCAUUAGCUUAAAUAAUGGCUUGCUGCAAGGGAGCUGUGGUCUUGUAGCAUUCAGGCUGCUUUAAAUAUCCUAGCCUGUUUCUCAAUGCCAUUCAUUGGCAUACUGUAAGAAAUUACAUUCAUAAGGAUAAAUCUAAAAUAUAUGUUGAUAUUUCUUAAUUCUCAAAAAGAGGUACAAAAUUGUAAAUAAUAAUUAACUGGGAAAAGGAGAUAAAAAAAAAUUAUGGCAGCAUAGCAGCUGCUUUCCUGGUCCCUCUUGCUUACUGCAAAGGGCACUAAUGUUCUCUGCACUACAAGCAAAUGGUGCGAGUUUUGAGUCUUUCUUUGAGUGGUCUUUGCUGUUAUUUGUAUACCUUUGUUAAGUAGUUUUUAUUUGAUCACUACCCUUUAUCUAAUUUAUGCAAUUAAUGAAUCCAAUAUAUCAAAUUUUACAGUAAUUCAGUAUUAGCUGCUGGUUUCUGCCUUCUCUCCACUUGUGGACUGUGUAAGGGCGCCUCAUAAUUUAAAAAGGUGAAUGUUUGACUUUAUAGUUAUUUAUGACUUUGUAGUACAAACAUCAGUCUUUUA